UGUCCCCAGCCAGCGCCUCCUGCAGCAGAGGCCAAGUUUGGGGCUGGGUAGGUCUCCGGCUGGCUCAGCUUCGGGCUCGGGUGGCUUUGGGAAGGGGCACUGAGUGAUUCACCUAAGAGGGUGGGGCCACAGGUGGGAGGGGCCCGUGAGGUGGAUCAUUAACCGGAGGGGGGCCCUGGGAGGUGUAGGGCUCAGCCCCAUUGGUCCCCAACCCGAUCAGGCCAGGCUGCCCUCCUGGCUUUGUCCCGCUGUCCCCUUGGCUUGGCCUCACUUUCCUCUAAGCCCUUCCUGGUGCUGGGAUGGCAGAGGCGGGCCUGAGGGGCUGGCUGCUCUGGGCCCUGCUCCUGCAGGUGGCCCGGGGUGAGCUGUAUACGCCCGUGCACCGGCUCGGCUACUGCGCCUUCUACGACGAGUGUGGGAGGAACCCCGAGCUGACCGGAAGCCUGGCCUCGCUGUCCAACGUGUCCUGCCUGUCCAACACGCCUGCCCGUCUGGUCACCGGUGACCACCUGGCCCUCCUGCAGCGCGUCUGCCCCCGCCUCUACGCUGGCUCCACCACCACCUACGCCUGCUGCUCCCCCAAGCAGCUGGUGUCCCUGGAGGCGAGCCUGGCGGUGUCCAAGGCCCUGCUGACCCGAUGCCCGGCCUGCUCGGACAACUUCGUGAGCCUGCACUGUCACAACACGUGCAGCCCCAAUCAAAGCCUCUUCAUCAACGUGACACGCGUGGCGGUGCAGAGGGACAGCCAGCCCCCGGCCGUGGUGGCCUACGAGGCUUUCUACCAGCGCAGCUUUGCGGAGCAGACCUACGACUCCUGCAGCCACGUGCGCAUCCCAGCAGCCGCCACACUGGCCGUGGGGGCCAUGUGCGGGGUCUACGGCUCCACUCUCUGCAACGCCCAGCGCUGGCUCAAUUACCAAGGGGACACAGGGAACGGCUUGGCGCCCCUGGACAUCACCUUCCACCUGUGGCAGCCCGUCCAGGCCUCAGGGAGCGUGAUGCAGCCCCUGGACGGGGAUGUCACAGCCUGCAAUGAGUCCCAGGGCGAGGGCGCAGCCGCCUGCUCCUGCCAGGACUGUGCCGCAUCGUGCCCGGCCAUCACCCGGCCCCAGGCCCUGGAUGCCACCUUCCGCCUGGGCCGCAUGGCGGGCGGGCCGGCACUGGGCAUCAUCCUCUGCUCCGUCCUCGUGGUGCUCACCGCCCUCCUUGUGUGGCCCCGCCUGGCCCCCUGCAGGGGCGGGGGCCGGGCGCCUGACCCCAUGACGGGCGCCAGCCUCUCCAACAGGCUCAGCCUCUACAUCUACACCCUCCUUAGCCGGUGCUUCCAGGGCUGGGGCACGUGGGUGGCCUCGUGGCCGGUGACUGUCCUGGGGGUGUCCAUCUCCGUGGUGGUGGCCUUGGCAGGGGGCCUGGCCUUUCUGGAACUGACCACGGACCCCGUGGAGCUGUGGUCGGCCCCCCAGAGCCGAGCCCGGUGGGAGAAGGCGUUCCACGAUCAGCACUUCGGCCCGUUCUUCCGAACCAACCAGGUGAUCCUGACGGCUCCAAACCGGCCCAGCUACAGGUACGACUCCCUGCUGCUGGGGCCCAAGAACUUCAGCGGCGUGCUGGCGUCCGACCUGCUGCUGGAGCUGCUGGGCCUGCAGGAGAGGCUGCGACGCCUACAGGUGUGGUCGCCGGAGGAGCAGCGCAACGUCACCCUGCGGGACGUCUGCUACGCGCCCCUCAACCCGCACAACGCCAGCCUGUCCGACUGCUGCGUCAACAGCCUCCUGCAGUACUUCCAGAGCAACCGCACGCGCCUGCUGCUCACGGCCACCCAGACGCUGGCGGGCCAGACCGCCCCGGUCGACUGGCGGGACCACUUCCUGUACUGUGCCAACGCCCCGCUCACCUUCCAAGACGGCACGGCCCUGGCCCUGAGCUGCAUGGCCGACUACGGGGCCCCCGUGUUCCCUUUCCUUGCUGUGGGGGGCUACAGAGGGAAGGACUACUCUGAGGCGGAGGCCCUGAUUAUGACCUUCUCCCUCAACAACUACCCUCCUGGGGACCCCCGGCUGGCCCAGGCCAAGCUCUGGGAGGCAGGCUUCUUGGAGGAGAUGCGAGCCUUCCAGAGGCGAACUGCCGGCACCUUCCAAGUCACAUUCAUGGCGGAGCGCUCCCUGGAAGAUGAAAUCAACCGCACCACGGCCGAGGACCUGCCCAUCUUCGCGGUCAGCUACUUGGUCAUCUUCCUGUACAUGUCCCUGGCCCUGGGCAACUACACCAGCUGGCGACGCUUGCCGGUGGACGCCAAGGCCACGCUGGGCUUGGGCGGGGUGGUCGUGGUGUUGGGAGCCGUCAUGGCCGCCAUGGGCCUCUUCUCUUACCUGGGCGUCCCCUCCUCCCUGGUGGUCCUUCAAGUGGUGCCUUUCCUGGUGCUGGCCGUGGGGGCCGACAACAUUUUCAUCUUGGUUCUGGAGUACCAGAGGCUUCCACGGAGGCCCGGGGAGCGGCCGGAGACCCACAUCGGCCGAGCACUGGGCAGAGUGGGGCCCAGCAUGCUGCUGUGCAGCGCCUCCGAGGCCAUCUGCUUCUUCAUGGGGGCCCUGACCCCCAUGCCCGCGGUGCGGACCUUUGCGCUGACCUCCGGCGUCGCGGUGAUCCUCGACUUCCUGCUGCAGGUGUCGGCCUUCGUGGCCCUGGUCUCCCUUGACAGCAGGAGGCAGGAGGCCUCGCGGCCGGACAUCUGCUGCUGCGUGGGCGCCCAGGACCUGCCGGCGCCCAGCCAGGGCGAGGGACUCCUGCUCCGGUUCUUCCGCAGGGUCUACACCCCGCUCCUGCUGCACCGUGUCACCCGCGUGGUGGUGCUGCUGGUGUUCCUGGCCCUGUUCGGGGCGGGUCUCUACUUCAUGGGCCGCAUCAGCGUGGGGCUGGACCAGGAGCUGGCCCUGCCCAAGGUGAGGCAUGGUGCGCUGUGCCAGGUCCCCUGGGAGGCAGGGAGGGCCUGCAGCACAGCGGGUGGGUCUGGCUGGGGUGCAGGACUGCUCCCCGGCCUGCGGCCUGCGGCCUGCAGAGAGAGCCUCAUCUCCAGCCCCAGUCCAGGCAGAGUGACCAGCUGGCUGAGCUCCUGCCUUGUGAGGCCUGAGUCCCCGGGCUUGGUCUCCGUGGGGGCCCCGGUGUACUUUGUCACCACCGGGGGCUUCAACUUCUCGAGCACGGAGGGCAUGAACAGCAUCUGCUCCAGCGCUGGCUGCGACAGCUCCUCCUUGUCGCAGAAGAUCCAGCAUGCCACCAAGUUUCCUGAGCAGUCUUACUUGGCCAUCCCUGCCUCCUCAUGGGUGGACGACUUCAUCGACUGGCUGACGCCGCCCUCCUGCUGCCGCAUUUAUGCGUUUGGCCCCAAUAAGGACGAGUUCUGCCCCUCAACUGUCAGCUCCCUGGCCUGCUUGAAGAACUGCAUGGGCUUCACGCUCGGCCCUGUCCGGCCCUCGGCGGAGCAGUUCCGCCAGUACCUUCCCUGGUUCCUGAGCGACCCACCCAACAUCAAGUGCCCCAAAGGGGGCCUGGCAGCCUACAGCACCUCUGUGGACUUGGGCACCGACGGCCAGGUUCUAGCCUCACGCUUCAUGGCCUACCACACGCCGCUGAGGGACUCGCACGAGUACACGGAGGCUCUGCGGGCCACCCGGGCGCUGGCAGCCAACAUCACCGCUGACUUGCGGAGGGUGCCGGGCACCGACCCCGCCUUCGAGGUCUUCCCCUACACGGUCACCAGCGUGUUCUACGAGCAGUACCUGACCUUGCUGCCUGAGGGGCUGGCCACGCUGGGGCUCUGCCUGCUGCCCACCUUCGCCAUCUGCUGCCUCCUGCUGGGCAUGGACCUUCGCUCCGGCCUCCUCAACCUCUUCUCCAUCCUCAUGAUCCUGGUGGACACCGUGGGCUUCAUGGCCCUGUGGGGCAUCAGCUACAACGCUGUGUCCCUCAUCAACCUGGUCACGGCAGUGGGCAUCUCCGUGGAGUUCGUGUCCCACAUCACCCGCUCCUUUGCCAUCAGCACCAAGCCCACGCGGCUGGAGAGGGCCAAGGAGGCCACUACCUCCAUGGGCAGUGCGGUGUUCGCCGGGGUGGCCAUGACCAACAUGCCGGGCAUCCUGGUCCUGGGCCUGGCCAAGGCGCAGCUCGUCCAGAUCUUCUUCUUCCGCCUCAGCCUCGUCCUCACCCUGCUGGGCCUGCUGCACGGACUGGUCUUCCUGCCCGUCGUCCUCAGCUACCUGGGGCCUGACGUCAACCCGGCUCUGGUGCUUGAGCAGGAGUUGGAAGAGGAGGCAGCGGUGGCCGGAACGGCCUCCUGCUCAAAGCACCCCUCCCCAGCACGCCCAGCCGACUGCGUCUACGUCAAUCACGGCUUUGAACAUCCUGCCAAGAGCUCGGGUGGCCUUGGUGGCUCUCUGCCCCCCAGUGGGCAGAGGUUGUGAUGCGGCCAGAGCCCAUCCAGGCUUGAGGGGCGGGAGGGCUCCCCGUGGGAACCUGGACCCAUCCUACGUCACAGGGAGCCCUCUGGCCUGCAGGUCCCUGGUUUCCAAGCCAUUCUCGCCUCGCCCACUCCCCGCCCACCUCCCCUUUGAACUCACCGUUCCCCGCAAAACAGUGAGUCUCUCACGCUCGCUGUCUCUAAGGGCAGAGAGUGACCCGCAGGGCUGCAGGAGGCUGGGGAGGGGCUUCCUGCUGGCGCGGCAGUAGCGCGGUAGCGGAACUUUCUGGAAAGCACCCUGGCCAUGGUUUGACCUCCUGGGAAAUGGCAUUUGGUUUGGCCUCCCGCUCCAACGAUGACAAAGGCAGAGAUGGCCCACAUGGCUGCGAGCAUGUGUGCCCCUAAGGACGGGCCAGCCCUCGCUUCUGUCCGCCCCGGGAGCACUGGCCACCUCUGUGCAGCACAGACUGAGGAAAGCACCUUGCUCAGAGCCCUGCACGGCGGCUCUUAAUAAACGUCUGUUGAGGAGAAACGGUGUUGGUCACGUACCCUCUUCUGGUUGCUUCUGGGUUUAAGGUCAUUUUCGUAAAUUACACAAAUAUCCCCUGCGCGGGAGGCUGAUUCGUGGAGACGUGGGUUUGUCUGUCCGGUCCCCUUUUCAGAAAGCAGCCAGGCCGUCGCGUGGACGACAGAGCCUGUGGGUCGGGCCAGAGGAGGGACCUGCAGCUGCGUCCUCUCUGGGACUAGCUUGUGACGUAGGCAAGGCCCGGAGAGUCUGCUGGAGAAGCUGGGGUGCAUUUGGAGGGGAGGGACCCACUGUGCACACGGGCAGGUCCCUGAAGGGCCUUGCAGGGGCAGCGGGGCACGGGGGUCAGGAACACAGCAUCCCAACCUCCCUGAGC
Messenger RNA from Pteropus alecto (black flying fox), 5355 nucleotides. RefSeq names its product NPC1 like intracellular cholesterol transporter 1 (gene NPC1L1). The transcript is spliced from 20 exons. Gene Ontology annotation, cellular component: membrane. The record is from RefSeq and is a predicted model, not a curated record. The coding region runs from base 300 to 4457 and encodes 1385 amino acids. NCBI's taxonomy places the organism in Eukaryota, Metazoa, Chordata, Mammalia, Chiroptera, Pteropodidae.